This is a messenger RNA of Exophiala oligosperma, 3648 nucleotides long. RefSeq lists its product as uncharacterized. NCBI's taxonomy places the organism in Eukaryota, Fungi, Ascomycota, Eurotiomycetes, Chaetothyriales, Herpotrichiellaceae. The record is from RefSeq and is a predicted model, not a curated record. The coding region runs from base 1 to 3648 and encodes 1215 amino acids. Gene Ontology annotation, biological process: protein transport to vacuole involved in ubiquitin-dependent protein catabolic process via the multivesicular body sorting pathway. Gene Ontology annotation, cellular component: ESCRT-0 complex. Gene Ontology annotation, molecular function: protein binding. The transcript is spliced from 2 exons.
AUGCCUGGCACGUCCUUCAAAGUCAAAGCUCUUUACGAGUAUAAGUCGGAGGAGCCAGAUGACCUGAGUUUUCGCGAUGGUCAAAUAAUCACCGUUACUGAUGAAGAGGAUGCCGAUUGGUAUACUGGCGAGUACGUCGAUGAGUCGGGAGAGAAGCGGGAAGGCAUUUUCCCAAGAAACUUUGUCGAGAAAUUCGAACCGGCGAUUCCUACACGGCCCGUGAGGGCUCCUAAACGACCACCUGUCCAGGAGGCUCCUGUUGAACAUGCGCCGGUGCCUCCUUCAGCGCAGGCACUUCCUCCUGCCGAACCUCUCCAGUCACCUUCUCUAGAAGAGAUGCCUCCCUCUAAAGGAGCUCCGGGUUUUGGGUCACCUCCCAGGGAAGAAUCCCUUGAGACUGCGCCUGCGCCUGCGCCGAAACCCGCAGCUCCUAGUCCGACAGUCACCGCGAAAUCUCCAGCGCCCCCGUCGACCUCGAAGCCACCUCCCCCCGUGGCUGAUAAACCAUCCUCAAGCUCCUUCAAAGAUAGGAUCGCAGCUUUUAAUAAGCCUGCUGCAGCUCCUAUUACGCCUUUUAAACCCGGUGGCAGCACAAGCACCGGCUUCAUCAAAAAGCCCUUCGUUGCACCUCCCCCCAGCAGAAAUGCUUACGUUCCACCUCCUCGCGAGCAACCAGUGCAAAGAUCAUAUCGGCGAGAAGAAGAUACAAACUCACUGGAAGCUGAAGCAAAGGAAGUGGCAGAUCCCAACCCUAUCUCACAGCCAGAGCCCUCGGCGGAGGAUCAGCCGAAACCACAGAGUUUAAAAGAUAGAAUAGCCCUGCUCCAGAAGCAGCAGAUGGAGCAAGCUGCGCGAAAUGCUGAAAAGAAGGAUAAACCGAAGAAACCACCUAAGAAACGAGUUGAGCCUUUGGAAGCUGUGGAUGAUUCUGCGCCUUCAGAGCCUCCAACGCAGCAGCCCAGCGCUGAAGAUACCUUUCGUCGUCCAUCUGUUGAAUUUCUCGAGGAUGAGAGUGACGUGGCACCUCUGUCGCGGCGUGCAACUGGUGUAGCAGGCGUCACGCCGCAACCUCAGCCGGUACGCGAACUUGUUAGCGACACAAAUGAUGCCGAUGAUUCAGGUGCCGGCGACGACGAAGACGUCCAGGAGACAUCUACAGAGGAAGAGCGGCCGAAAUCGAAGGGUGUCGACACGCGAGCACCGGAAGCGAAUAAACAAAAACCAGACCCGGCCGACCAGGACAAGGAAGGUGAUGAGGAAGAUGAAGAGGAAGAUGAGGAAGAAGAAGAAGAAGAUCCCGAGGUGCGCCGAAGAAGAGAGCUUCGAGAACGUAUGGCAAAGAUGAGUGGUGGAAUGGGCAUGAUGGGCAUGUUUGGUCCGCCAGGAGGCAUGGGUGCUCCUGGAGCGAGGAAGUCCAAGUCAACUGAAACAAGACAGACUUCGGAUCCUCAGCCUCAAGACAUGCCUGAAGAAAGACCAGCACCUGUUCGAAUAAUGGCGCUCCCUGGAAUGUCUAACGUGGCGUCAAAACAACAAGAAGAGCCAGCUGAGGACAGUGACGAUGAGACAGCUCAAGCUACCCCCCAGGAACCACACAUUCAUGAGGAACCUGACGACUACAUUUCACGUCCAAUUGAGAGGCGUUCGACUGAUCGACCUGCUCCGCCGACACCUCAAGCUCCUUCUGCUGCACCUCCAAGGGAGACCAGAGCAGUCCCGCCACCUCCCCCCGCUUCGUCGAGGCCAACCCCACCCAGUGUCCAAUCGCCAACAUGUGAGUCUGUACUUUUCUCUAUCGAUACAACUCUAAUUCCUGCAGCGCGGCCGCCGCCCCCUCUGCCCCCAACAGCACCCUCAGCGGCUGAGGCCCCAGUCAACGACGAAGAAGACGAGGCUGAGCUCUCUGGUGAAGAAGAUAUCCCAGGUCAGCUUUCGACUGCCGAUGGUUCCGCUGGUCCUUCUAGUGUACCACCACCUCCUCCUAUACGAGUUCCCGAGCCAUCAAGGGUAAACACGAAUGAGUUCACUACCUCACCAGCGGCAGACAAACGCUCGAGCCGACCUCCCCCACCUGUUCCUGUCAGUCCAACAGUUACGUCUCCUCAAACGAGAGCUCCGCCACCACCUCCUCCGGGCCUUCCACCCAGUCGCCGGUCUACGAGCGACUCUCGCGGUGUCGGCGUAUCACAAGGUCCUGGGGCUGAUGCUAGCGACGAAGAUGAGGUUACUGAAUAUGACGGCGACUAUGAUACAGAUAUUGCCUCUGGCGCCAAGCACAAGGAUGCCCUGAAGUCGCACAAUCGAGACUCUAGUCUAGACGACGACAUGCUCACUGACGACGCAACAAAGUCACUUAAGAGUCCUACAACGCGGGUUGUGCCUCCAAUGCCCCCAGUACCAGCACCGGCGCCCCGGGAUGUUCCACCACCGCCUCCUUCACAUCCAGCACCCAAGUCGAGGGGUUCCAUGGACGCACCUCGGGCAGCACCCCCGCCAGUGCCACCUCCAAAAGUAGCCGAUGACGAGGAGUAUGACCCUUAUCGAUAUUCCGGGUCACAACAUGGGAUGCCUUUGCAUCCGACCAAGACCCAAUACUCAGCCAAACUUCAAUCCCCGAAGGAAGAACUGGAGGAGGAUGAUCUCUAUGGCGCAGGUUCCCCAACUGGACACAUUCCUCCUCCCCCAGCUGAAAGAAGUGCUCCACCCCCGCCACCACCUGAAAGGCCGGAGUAUGCACAGGCACCUACCGGAUUUGCUCCGCCCCAACCAACGGCAUCGCCGCGGCCUUCUCUGGAUGUCAAACGCUCUGGCACAGUAUCCCGUCGAUCAAUGGAACAGUCGAGGACAAGUGGGGAACAAAGUUAUAUCGCUCAUGAUAUCGAUCUUGGCCGAGGAUCGAUGUGGUGGACCCAGGAAAACGUGCCUCCACCCUCACUGCAAGGCCGACAAGACAUCUUGUUGGAAAUGGAAACAUCGUCAUCUACUAAGCGGGGUGGCCGAACCACUGUCACGAGGGACAUCUACGUCCUGUACAUGGACUAUUCGCAGACAACCAUCAACGCCAGCUUCGACUCAGGGGAUCCAUCUCACGUCACGCUAGAGCAGACUCAUCAACGGCCACCGCCGGCACCUCGGCGAGACCAACUUGAAAAUGCAUCAGCACAGUAUGGUAGUCAGAUCGCGAAAGCCGCUUCUAGCGUACUUGGUUUAUCCCUUGCCGACGGUUCUGCUCAGGGGCUCAUCCUUGAGCUGCUCAAACCACACACGACAGCACUGCGGCCUGUGGGGACGAGGGCAUAUGGCGCUCUCGUCUAUGCAAACCUCGGCAACGCCUCGACACAACAAUAUGACGAAAUACGACCCGGCGACAUUGUCACCUUCCGCAACGCCAAAUUUGCAGGGCACACCGGUACCAUGCACACCAAGUAUAGUAUCGAUGUAGGGAAGCCGGAACAUGUGGCGAUAGUCGCUGAAUGGGACGGUACGAAGAAGAAGAUUCGGGCAUUGGAACAAGGACGAGAUCUGGAAAAGGGCAAGAAACCGAAGUUGAGAGAGCACAGUUUCAAGGUUGGCGACUUGAAGAGCGGAGAAGUGAUGGUCUGGAGAGUGAUGCCUCGCACAUGGGUGGGCUGGGACUCUGGGAAAUGA